AUGUCCAUGAUCACCACAUCCACCUGGGUGCCUCGAGGCUUCGCGGCGCCCUUCCCUUCGAAAUACACAUUCGACGAAAGCGAAUACGAGCGCAUAGCUGAGCUCGCCAAGUUGCAGCUGGACGACGCUGAGGAGGACCUGCAGGAGGCGCAGGAGGCGGAGGACGGUGUCGCGGCCGAGACCGUCAACGAUGCGGCCGACGCAAAGGGGUCGAAGACGGAAACUGUCAACCUUGACGACGAGGACCUGAAGGAGUACGACCUGGAGCACUAUGACGACAGCGACGAGGACGAGGAAAAGGUCGGCCAGGGCGAGGGAAUGGCCAUGUUCGGCAACAUCAAGUCGCUCGCCUACUACGAAUCGAACAAGGACGACCCGUACAUCACGCUCCAUGGCAACGGCGGGCCGGACGAUGACGACGACGAGGACCGCGAGGACCUGCAGAUCCUCGCGACCGACAACCUCUUGCUCGCCGCAAAGGUCGAGGACGAGAUGGCCCACCUCGAGGUCUACGUCUACGAGGACUCGGCUGAUAACCUCUACGUCCACCAUGAUAUCAUGCUCCCCGCGAUACCCCUCUGCGUCGAGUGGCUCGACAUCCCCGUGCAAAAGGCCGGCGUCGACAAGGACUCGACGGCCAACUUCGUCGCCAUCGGCACCAUGGAUCCGGAUAUUGAGGUCUGGGACCUCGAUACCAUCGACAGCUUGUACCCCAACGCCAUCCUGGGUCAGGCCGGCGAGGGCGCCGAGGACAAGAAGAAGAGGAAGAAGAAGAAGAAGGCCAAGAAGGCCAACGAUGAGUACCACGUCGACGCCGUCCUCGCCCUCGCGGCCAACAGGAAACACAGAAACCUCCUGGCUUCUGCGUCCGCCGACAAGACAGUCAAGUUGUGGGACCUGCACACGGCCAAGUGUGCCAAGUCGUACUCCUACCACACGGACAAGGUGUGCUCUCUCGCGUGGCACUCGGUUGAGACCACCGUGCUGCUGAGCGGCAGUUACGACAGAACGGUCGUCGCCGCCGACAUGAGAGCCCCUGAGGCGAAGGCGCCCAGAUGGGGUGUCGAGAGCGACGUGGAGAACAUCCGGUGGGACCCCCACGACCCCAACUACUUUUAUGUGUCCACGGAGAACGGAAUCAUCCAUGUCCACGACGUCCGUAACGCGCCGGCAACUCCCGAGGCGACCAAGGCGGUGUGGACGCUGCAGGCGCACGACGAGUCCGUCUCCUCGUUUGACAUCAACCCUGUCGUGCCCGGCUUCCUGGCCACCGGGUCGACCGACAAGACGGUUAAGUUGUGGAACAUCCAGGCCAGCGGUCCAUCCAUGGUGAUUUCCCGCAACCUAGACGUAGGCAAGGUUUUCUCGACGCAGUUCGCACCCGAUCCCGAGGUCGCGUUUAGACUCGCCGUUGCCGGCAGCCGUGGAACCAUGCACGUUUGGGACACGAGCACCAACGCCGCGGUUCGACAUGCAUUUUCUGAGCGCGUCCCGCAGAAGCCGGAAGGCGUUGAGGAGGACCGCCUCGUUGGCGUCCUGGAUGACGACAGCAGCUCCAGCGAGGACGAGGGCGAGGAGGGCGAGAAGGACGGUGCUGAAUCGAUGGACGAGGACGAGGACUAA
Messenger RNA from Colletotrichum graminicola M1.001, 1623 nucleotides. Its product is annotated as WD domain-containing protein. Bases 1 to 1623 code for a protein of 540 amino acids. Gene Ontology annotation, molecular function: protein binding. Gene Ontology annotation, biological process: rRNA processing. The transcript is spliced from 2 exons. Lineage: Eukaryota; Fungi; Ascomycota; Sordariomycetes; Glomerellales; Glomerellaceae. The record is from RefSeq and is a predicted model, not a curated record. Gene Ontology annotation, cellular component: nucleus.